AUGAACUUUGUCUCCCUGGAAGUGUCGAAAUGGGGCAGGCAAGCCCUGCUGCCUGUGGCGGCUGUGUGCAUUCAGGAAGCCCACUCUGAGUCAGAGUCAUGCGCUCCCUCUGGGGCUGGCACUAGCACUCAGGGGGCACCCCAACCCUGGCCCACGGCCCUCCACCUGCCCGGCCCUGACACCUGGCCCUUGGGACCGCCCCCACCUUUCCCCCAAAGGAGCAUCCCAGGCCGAGAGAGGAGGGAGGAGGAGGCCUCUUAUACAACCCAGCGGAGGAUACCUGCGGCUUCUGGCUCUCGAGCGGAGGCUUUGGGCGGAGAGGAAACGCCUCACCUGGGCAGGUGGAAGCAGGAGGCGGCGGAAUGCCAGAUUUUUAUCAACAAUGAAUGGCAGAACUCAGAGAGCGGGCGGACCUUCCCCGUCUACAACCCGGCGCUUGGAGAACCGAUCUGUGAGGUGCAAGAAGCAGACCAGCUGGACACGGACAAAGCGGUGCGCGCGGCCCGGCUGGCCUUUUCCCGCGGAUCGGCCUGGCGGAGGAUGGACGCCUCCGAGAGGGGAGCCCUCCUGGGCAGGCUGGCCGACCUGGUGGAGAGGGACCGGACCACACUGGCGACGCUGGAGUCUCUCAACAGCGGGAAGCCCUUCUUGCAGGCCUUCUACGUGGACCUGCAGGGCGCCAUCAAGACCUUGCGCUACUACGCCGGGUGGGCCGACAAGGUGCAGGGCGCCACCAUCCCCGUGGACGGAGACUUCUUCACUUUCACGCGCCAGGAGCCCAUCGGCGUCUGCGGACAGAUCAUCCCUUGGAACUUCCCUCUGCUGAUGUUCGCCUGGAAGAUUGCGCCGGCCCUUUGCUGCGGGAACACGGUGGUCCUCAAGCCGGCCGAGCAGACCCCCCUCAGCGCCCUCCACAUGGGCGCCCUCAUCAAGGAGGCCGGCUUCCCUCCGGGCGUGGUCAACAUCCUUCCCGGGUUCGGACCCACCGCCGGAGCGGCCAUUGCCUCCCACUUGGGGAUCGACAAAGUGGCCUUCACCGGCUCCACCGAGGUGGGGAAACUGAUCCAAGAAGCCGCCGGGAGAAGCAACUUGAAGAGAGUGACCCUGGAACUUGGGGGGAAGAGCCCCAACAUCAUAUUUGCAGAUGCAGACUUGGAGGAGGCGGUGGAGCAGGCCCACCAAGGGGUCUUCUUCAACCAGGGCCAGUGCUGCACCGCCGGCUCCAGGGUCUUCGUGGAGGAGCCCAUCUACGAGGAGUUUGUGCGCCGGAGCGUGGAGCGGGCCCAGCGCAGGACCCUCGGAAGCCCCUUCGACCCCACCACCGAGCAAGGCCCACAGAUUGACCAGAAGCAGUACGACCGGGUGCUGGAGCUGAUCCAGAGCGGGGUGGCGGAGGGGGCCCGGCUGGAGUGCGGGGGCCAAGGCCUCCCCGGCAAAGGCUUCUUCAUCCAGCCCACCGUCUUCUCCAACGUCACCGACGACAUGCGCAUCGCCAGAGAGGAGAUCUUUGGCCCCGUCCAGGGGAUCCUGCGCUUCAAGACUAUGGAGGAGGUCAUUGAGCGGGCCAACAACUCCGACUUUGGGCUGGUGGCCGCCGUCUUCACCAGCGACCUCAACAAGGCCUUGGCUGUCUCCUCCGCCAUGCAGGCCGGCACUGUCUGGGUGAACUGCUACAACGCCCUCAAUGCCCAGAGUCCCUUCGGAGGGUUCAAAAUGUCCGGCAACGGGAGGGAAAUGGGCGAGUGCGGCCUGAGGGAGUAUUGCGAGGUGAAGACGGUGACGAUCAAGAUCCCUCAGAAGAACUCCUAAGGAUCUGGCGAGCGACCCAUUUGCCGCUUUCCUCGUGAGGACUGGCACUCAGGAAUUUGUACCAAGUGACACUGACCUUGUCGGAUUCUUUUUUAUUAUUAUUAUUAUUAUUAAAUCAAAUUGCAACCGGGUCCAUUGCUGCGUUCCGUGGCCACAAUCGACUCCUACAAAAAAAACAAGUUCAUCUGAAAACAUGCUGAAAAGAAAGACGUUUACGGCUUCUUCGGUUUGCUUCAUUCGACAGUAAACCCUUCAGUACGACUCAAAACAGGGGCCACGUUCCAGAAACACAAGCCGUGGUUUGGAGGAACAACAGAUUUCGGACUUCGCCGUGGAUUUGGGCCAUUUUGGGGUCACUUUUGCAUGUGUUCAUCCUUUUGGAAGGCUGUUGGUCACGGUUGGUAAGGGCCACACUCUUCCGAAGGAGAGUAUUUUGUGAAAACGGGGCUUCAAGGCACAACCAGAGGCUGGUUUCCCGGAUUGCUGUCUUGCAUCUCUUCUGCAGCGUAACAGUUUUUGACAUAUAAGGCUACUCCGCCUCCUCUCCCCUUUGUUCGGUUUCUGUGAAAGAGGUUAUAGCUCUCCAGAGGCGGCCCUAGGUAAUUUUCAACGGUAAGCAAACAGUAUUUUGGCGCUCCCCCCUCCAAACAAUCACUGAUAUAUAUUUUCUGUUCAUCGUGGGAGUUUUGUGUGCCAUAUUUGGUUCAAUUCCAUCAUUGGUGGAGCUCAGAAUACUCUUUGAUGGUAGGUGAACUAUACCUCCCAAUAACUACAACUCACAUAUGUCAAGGUCUAUUUCCCCCCAACAGCGCCUCAAGAGCGCCCCUGGGCAAAAUGAACUGUACCGCGACUGCGUACUUUGCGUAAUGGGUGAACCGCCCCUGGGCACAACGUUGCCCACUUGAAUGAAGCAGAGCGACAACAGAGGACACCACAACACAAAGCUUCCUGUGGUUUUUGGACACGAUUCAUGACGAAACUGGGCCAAAAGCAAAGGCCUGCGUUUGGGGGCUUUGUUUGGAUUGUUUGGAAGGGCAGCUGUGUAUAUUCAGCUGUGUCCGUUGUUUGCGACAGCAUCAUCGUUACAUGAGCCCAGCAUCGUUAAUAUUAUUGUUAUUAUUAUUGCUCUUGUUAUAACAUCAUCUCCCCAAAUGACUCAGACGCCCUAAGCCCUGGAGUCGGGAAAUAAACGCCUUUCUGCACCUGAAGCCAGAAGGAAAGCCUCAGAUGAAGGAACUCAUAUAUCCCAAGGCUGCGUCCGUCUACACUGGGGAAUUGAUGCGGUUUGGCACCACUUUGAGAUCUAUUCUCAAUGCUAGGGAAUCCUGGGAGCUGUCGUUUGGUGCCUCUCUUGGCAGAGAAGGCUAAAGAAGAAUAUAUUAUUAUU
Anolis sagrei ordinatus is the source of this 3196-nucleotide messenger RNA. It is a transcript of the gene ALDH1A2, whose product is annotated as aldehyde dehydrogenase 1 family member A2. Lineage: Eukaryota; Metazoa; Chordata; Lepidosauria; Squamata; Anolidae. Gene Ontology annotation, molecular function: aldehyde dehydrogenase (NAD+) activity. The record is from RefSeq and is a predicted model, not a curated record.